Molecule: messenger RNA, 867 nt
Organism: Lactuca saligna
Lineage: Eukaryota; Viridiplantae; Streptophyta; Magnoliopsida; Asterales; Asteraceae
Source: the annotation of a GenBank genome assembly
AUGAGAUCUCUUUAUCAAUCAGAGCUACCAUCCGACAAAGACCUUCAUUUUCUCCUUCCCUUCUCUCCACCGAUCGGAAAUCGCUUCUCCUUACAAGCCCAACAUCCGAUUGACGAGUUCGAUUCUCCUCUUCUGGUUACACAAAGGUAUGUUGUGCUUACCAUCGUUCAUCUACCUUUUCUCCAUCCACACUCGCCAACUUCCUCGAAAAGAGCAGAUGAAAAGGGAGACCCACCAGUUCAUAAAGGUUCACAGAUGAUGGAUAAUAUGGACCUCUAUGCUCCUGAUACUUUGGAUCCAGCCUUAGCAAGAAACAAAGAAAUCGAAGCAUCACUAGCAGAUGCAAUUUCACAAGGCAUGGAAGCCAAAGCUGCUGCAAAACAAGCCCAAAAAGAUGGAGCCAAAGCUGCAAAAAUGGCACCCCGGAAAGCUAAACGGAUCAUUGGCCCGAUUAUUUCUUCCGGGUGGGAUUUCUUUGAAGCCAUUUAUUAUGGAGGAACUGUAACUGAAGGGUUUCUUAAGGGUACAGGAACAUUCUCUAGGACUUAUUUUGCUGGGUAUUUAGGGGAAGAAAGGAACACAACUUAUCCUAGUGCCAACUUCAGCCAUGAUCAACGUUCAGAACCUCAAUCAAGAAACCGUCAAGAUGGAUUGAGUGUGGCAGCUACUGGCACUGUUUCAGCAACAAGAUAUGCAGUACUUACAACAACAACCUUAGCAAAAUCAAUGGUUGCUAGGCAAGGUCCUAUAGCUAUGGCUGCUCAUCAGAUAUGUUUGCAAGUUUGGUUGGCUGUUUCUCUGAUUACAUAUGUAUUGGCAGCAUCUGGUAAGGUGUUGAUUGCUAGUUCGGUUUCAGAAGGGGAUUAG